Angiostrongylus costaricensis is the source of this 1056-nucleotide messenger RNA. Lineage: Eukaryota; Metazoa; Nematoda; Chromadorea; Rhabditida; Metastrongylidae. The record is from the annotation of a GenBank genome assembly.
AUGUUUCGAACAGCCACCGGUGUGUGCAUACGAAGAGAGCAGGAAGAAUCUCUGAACUUAGCACGGAAAAUAGCCAUUUCUAAUGGCUACGAAACGGUGAUAGCUCCUCAGGAUAGGUCUAGAAGAAGAGUUGUACCUCCAAACGAUCGCAAGUGCUCGGAUUGCUACGACUUUUGUCUGCCAGAUUACGGUAUCGAGCGUGAUUCGAUGCAGGGAGAAGAGCACCUGAACAUCAUCAAAAGGAUCUGUUUCUAUUUGUUUGUGCCUGAAUGGCGGACGUACGCACAGGCGAACUCUAUUGAACAGUAUCAUCGUCGUUUAGAAACUAUACAAAAUGUAACCGGAAACUUACCUGAACACCUAAACGCUGCUGCAACGAGCGUGCUGGCUGCCAUCGGUGAGAUGGCGCAGGGCGCGCGAGCUGGAGUCUUCGGUCGAACCAACAACGUCGAGCCAGCUCAGAACAUCUACCAUAACGGGAACGGCAACACUAACGCAUACAACGGAUUUAUGCAAGCGAACGUGAAUGGAAAUCCUUCCAAUCCGGUCGGUUUUAUUCCGGCGGCUGUCAAUGGCGUCGUGAACAUGAACGGCGUUAACGGGCACAACAGCAACACCGCUUACAGUAUGAACGGCGAAACCUCAGCUAAUUAUGGCAUCUCUGCCAACAACGGCUUUGCCGGUAAAAGUCCUUACCCAUCAGACAGAUCCAAUUUGCCACAAGGAAACAUAAUGGGUUACUCUCACAACGGAAUUGGACAAGAAUACAACGGAAACUAUGGCAGCCCGAAUCAAGCGAGCGAUCAGCCCAUGGACUCCUACAGAAAUAACGGCAUCGGUAUGAUGCAAAGUUACAACGAAAGACCAUUGUACUCAGGUGCAAAUGUUGAGCAUGGACCCUACGUUCCUCAGGCAGAACAUCCUAUUCAGGGAGUUGCCGGCAUGCAACUACCUUUAGACGUCACCGGAUCCCAUACGGGCUAUCGACCUGAUAUUAUUCCGAAUCCUCAUUACCAACAGCAGCAACAUCAAUUGGCACAGCAACGAUGGGGUUAA